AUGGGGCUGAAGGCCGCCCAGAAGACGCUGUUCCCGCUGCGCUCCAUCGACGACGUGGUGCGCCUGUUCGCGGCCGAGCUGGGCCGAGAGGAGCCGGACCUGGUGCUCCUGUCCCUGGUGCUGGGCUUCGUGGAGCAUUUCCUGGCCGUCAACCGCGUCAUCCCCACCAACGUGCCCGAGCUCACCUUCCAGCCCAGCCCCGCGCCCGACCCCCCCGGCGGCCUCACCUACUUCCCGGUGGCCGACCUGUCCAUCAUCGCCGCGCUCUACGCCCGCUUCACCGCCCAGAUCCGAGGCGCCGUCGACCUGUCCCUGUACCCCCGGGAGGGGGGCGUCUCCAGCCGCGAGCUGGUGAAAAAGGUCUCCGACGUCAUCUGGAACAGCCUCAGCCGCUCCUACUUCAAGGACCGGGCCCACAUCCAGUCCCUCUUCAGCUUCAUCACAGGCACCAAACUGGACAGCUCCGGUGUGGCCUUCGCCGUGGUGGGGGCCUGCCAGGCCCUGGGUCUCCGGGACGUCCACCUGGCCCUGUCUGAGGACCACGCCUGGGUCGUGUUUGGGCCCAAUGGAGAGCAGACCGCUGAGGUCACCUGGCAUGGCAAGGGCAAUGAGGACCGAAGGGGCCAGACCGUCAACGCGGGUGUGGCUGAGCGGAGCUGGCUGUACCUGAAAGGAUCGUACAUGCGCUGUGACCGCAAGAUGGAGGUGGCGUUCAUGGUGUGCGCCAUCAACCCUUCCAUCGACCUGCACACGGACUCCCUGGAGCUGCUGCAGCUGCAACAGAAACUCCUCUGGCUGCUCUAUGACCUGGGCCAUCUGGAAAGGUACCCCAUGGCGCUGGGCAACCUGGCAGAUCUGGAGGAGCUGGAGCCCACCCCUGGCCGGCCAGACCCACUCUCCCUGUACCACAAGGGCAUCGCCUCCGCCAAGACCUACUACCGGGACGAGCACAUCUACCCCUACAUGUACCUGGCCGGCUACCACUGCCGCAACCGCAACGUUCGUGAGGCCCUGCAGGCCUGGGCCGACACGGCCACUGUCAUCCAGGACUACAACUACUGCCGGGAGGACGAGGAAAUCUACAAGGAGUUCUUCGAAGUCGCCAAUGACGUCAUCCCCAACCUGCUGAAGGAGGCGGCCAGCCUGCUGGAGGCGGGCGAGGAGCGGCCCGGGGAGCAGGCCCAGGGCACCCAGAGCCAGGGGUCCGCCCUCCAGGACCCAGAGUGCUUCGCGCAUCUGCUUCGGUUCUACGAUGGCAUCUGCAAAUGGGAAGAAGGCAGCCCCACGCCGGUGCUGCACGUGGGCUGGGCCACCUUCCUGGUGCAGUCCCUGGGGCGCUUCGAAGGACAGGUGCGGCAGAAGGUGCGGAUCGUGAGCCGGGAGUCAGAGGCAGCUGAGACCGAGGAGCCCUGGGGCGAGGAAGCCCGGGAAGGCCGGCGGCGAGGCCCGCGGCGGGAGUCCAAGCCCGAGGAGCCCCCGCCGCCCAAGAAGCCGGCGCUGGACAAGGGCCCGGGCGCGGGGCAGGGCCUGGCACCAGGACCCCCCCGGAAGCCCCCGGGGACGGUCCUGAGCAGUGCCCGCGGCCCCGAAGGCGGCAGCGCGGCUCCAGCGCCUGCGCCGUCCGCGUCGCCGCCCCCAGAGGGCCCGGUGCUCACUUUCCAGAGCGAGAAGAUGAAGGGCAUGAAGGAGCUGCUGGUGGCCACCAAGAUCAACUCGAGCGCCAUCAAGCUGCAGCUCACCGCGCAGUCGCAGGUGCAGAUGAAGAAGCAGAAGGUGUCCACGCCCAGCGACUACACGCUGUCCUUCCUGAAGCGGCAGCGCAAGGGCCUCUGA
Molecule: messenger RNA, 1833 nt
Organism: Pipistrellus nathusii (Nathusius's pipistrelle)
Lineage: Eukaryota; Metazoa; Chordata; Mammalia; Chiroptera; Vespertilionidae
Source: the annotation of a GenBank genome assembly